Molecule: messenger RNA, 930 nt
Organism: Nicotiana attenuata
Lineage: Eukaryota; Viridiplantae; Streptophyta; Magnoliopsida; Solanales; Solanaceae
Exons: 2
Coding region: 1-930 (309 amino acids)
Molecular function (GO): RNA-DNA hybrid ribonuclease activity; nucleic acid binding
Source: RefSeq, a predicted model, not a curated record
AUGGUAAAGGCACUACGCCUAGGACCAUGGUUUAUCUCAGGGAACUUUCUAUCAAUACGUAAAUGGGAACCAAAAUUCGUCCCACAAGAAGCCACACUCUCUACAACAGCCAUUUGGAUUCGCCUUCCACAACUUCCAAUGGAAUUCUAUGACAAAGAAAUUCUACAAAAAGUGGGCAGGAAACUGGGUAAGUUGUUGAAAAUAGACUCAUGCACCUCCUCCACCCUCAGGGGAAGGUAUGCUCGCAUAUGCAUUCAAGUACCCCUAGAAACCCCGAUAGAAACCUCAGUCAUAAUCGGAGACCACAAACAAGCAGUGAUCUAUAAAGUGGAAGGCACACUAUGUACGUCAUGUGGCAGAACCUCAAAGGGAUGCAACUACAGAAAGCCUCAACCUACUGUCCCAUCAGAAGCACCGAAAACUUCCGAAAAAAAUGUGGAACAAAGAGAAGAGAAUGAGUGGAAAACAGUCACCUUCCCAAAAAGGAAAAAACAAGGCCAACAAAAAUCAAAUGACAGGAAUGGAGCAGCAGCAAACAACCAACACCACUCAACGCAUGCUCAACAGAUCCAGGUAAACAUGUUCGAUGGAAAUUCAGGUAACCUAACAUAUGAUCCUAUGAUUUAUGAAUGCAUGUUGCUAAUGCAAAGGAUGGACAGGGUCGUGGUGAGGCACACGUACAAGGAGCAUAAUAGGGUGGCAGACCCAAUGGCAAAAGAGGCAGCAAAGCCAACUUUUUUGGGUAGAUCAAGCUUACUAGCAGUUCCUUCGAUGUUUGCAAAUGAUAUAUUUUGGGCAGACAUCCUAGGAACUGGAGUUGUUAGGAAUUUUCUGGCAUGUAAUAUUGAAACUGUAUCUCAAAACAUCGCACUGUUGGGGGAACUACAGUACCCUAGCAAUGACAGUACUCUUAAUGUACUUUUUGUUUAG